This is a messenger RNA of Gilbertella persicaria, 1704 nucleotides long. Its product is annotated as P-loop containing nucleoside triphosphate hydrolase protein. Lineage: Eukaryota; Fungi; Mucoromycota; Mucoromycetes; Mucorales; Choanephoraceae. The transcript has 8 exons. The record is from RefSeq and is a predicted model, not a curated record. Gene Ontology annotation, molecular function: ATP hydrolysis activity; ATP binding. Bases 1 to 1704 code for a protein of 567 amino acids.
AUGACCGCAGCUGUUAAGCCUAUCACUAAUAUUAGUGCAGUAUUCAAUCUUUUGCUCACUUUCCUGGAAAAGAUUUCUGAUGAAGAUGUUUGGAAGAGUGUUCUUGGUGAACGUGUUGUUAACCUAGGCCAAAAGUACUUUGGUAAUGACUUUGUGGCACUUUCUCUGGCGUUUUAUAUUGCUCCUAUUUUAAGAAUGCAUUGGUCUCAAUUAAUGGAAAAAAUUUCGAAAAAGGUUGCUCCUGCUGGUACAAUUUCUUUAAAGAUAUAUUCCACGGAUACACUCUAUCAAUGUAUCUCACAAUACGUAUUCGAUCAUGGCACUGCUCGAAAAGACUUACAGACUGGUGUGGCUCAAUAUGCUGAAGUUAGUGACCGUGUUGCAACAGAAGUAGAUGAUUAUGAUUAUGACAACGAUAGCCAAUGGUGUGAUCAUACCAAUUACUCUGAAUUCAAUGAUCCUGAUCUUGCCAAGGUUCGACUUAUUCCUCCUUCAAACUUUGACGAAGAAAUUGUGUAUAAAGGCCAUUUGAUCAAGAUUGAAUUUAAAGACGCCAGUAAUAUUAAAGGGAAUGAAGACUCAGAACACGUCUUGGUCAGCAUGAGUGGACGUGAUACUAGGAAAUUACAUGUUAUCUUGCAAGAAUGGUCAGAUGACUAUAACAAAAACCUUGCCAGCAGACAUAUUUAUCGCUCAAAUGGCUAUAGCUGGAUGUUUGAAAGAACAUUGCCUUUUCGAGAUAUGGACAGCAUUCACUUACGUGAUGGUCAAAAAGACUUAUUAGUUAGAGAUAUGCAAACAUUCAAGAAGCGUGCAGAAUGGUACAAAAAGAGAGGCAUUCCUCAUCGUCGUGGCUACUUGUUGUAUGGUCCCCCUGGUACUGGUAAAACAUCAACCAUUCAAGCUAUUGCGAACGAACUUAAUCUACAUAUUGCUAUUGCCAGCUGUAUCACAGACUUCAAUGAUAGCGACCUUAAAUCUUUAAUUCAAUGCGUACCUUAUAACAGUAUUGUUGUAAUUGAAGAUAUUGACCAUUUGUUUGAUUCAAAGGAAGAUGACAGUCGUAGCAACUACCAUCUACUGACGAUGAGUGGCUUGUUGAAUAUUAUGGACGGUAUGCAUAGCCAUGAAGGAUCAAUGAUCUUUAUGACUUGUAAUAAUAUAAACAAAAUUCAACCUGCUUUGCUUCGUCCUGGUCGAAUUGAUCUCAAGCUCAAAUUUGAUUAUGCUGCUAAGGAACAGAUCAGAGACACGUAUUGGAGAUUCAUGAGACUUGAUGAAGAAACUUCAAAGCCUCUUAUCGAUGAAGAAAGGGUCAAAGCUGAAAAAUACGCUGACAAGUUUGUUGGAAUGAUACCUACGGAUUACGUUACUACAGCCGAAAUCCAGAGCUUUUUCAUUGACAUGUUAUUGGAGGCCAACUAUAAUAACUGGACCAGAGACUAUAUUUAUGAAGUUAUGUUUGAAAGGAUACCCAAGUUCUUAAAACAAGUAGGAUCUGAUAGAGAACAAGCCAAGAAGCAUGACGGUAUCAAGGAUGAAGAAAAAUCCAAAGAAACUGACUCAACUGAAAGUGAAAGCGAAGAUGAAGACCAAGGUAAAAAAAAGGCUUCCAAAAUCGAAGAGGUAGAGGAGGCAGAGGAGGCAGAAGAGGUCAAAGCCACCGAAGAGUCAACAUGUAAAGAUAAAGAAGACUCGAACUAA